AUGUCUGGAAAACGCGACUGGUCUCCCUGCAUGAGAAAACGAAGCGCUCCCGUGUUGUGCGCGCUAGGUGCAGUCUUGCUAUGUUGCCUUCAGAGCAGCGCCUCCAUCUCUGACGCAGUCCCGGAGUUCACUGAGGAGCCGGGAUCGGUGGUGCAGAAACUGGGAGGCAGCGUGAGUCUACGAUGCGCCGCCCGUCCAGCGUCCGCCGCUAUUAGCUGGCGCCUGAACGGAAAGACGCUCGAGGACGGAGACCUCGGCGUGGAGCUUGGGCCCAGAGGCUUGUUCAUCGCCACGCUGUCCAACAUAACGUUGGGCCGAUACCAGUGUGUGGCCAGCACCGGGAUUGGGGCCUUGGCCAGCGUGCCCGCUGACGUCACCGCAGCUAAGCUUCGCGAUUUCGAACCCGACGACCAGCAAGAGAUUGAAGUGGACGAAGGCAACACGGCCGUCAUCGAGUGUCACCUCCCAGAAAGCCAACCCAAGGCGCAAGUCCGUUAUAGCGUCAAGCAGGAAUGGUUGGAAACAUCUAAAGGGAACUACCUCAUCAUGCCGUCAGGGAACCUGCAGAUCGCCAACGCCACACGGGACGACGAGGGACCGUACAAAUGCGCCGCUUACAACCCCAUCACCCAGGAAGUUAAGACGUCAUCCUCGGCCGACCGUCUGCGCAUACGCCGCUCCACGUCGGAAGCUGCACGAAUCAUCUACCCGCCAGCGUCCCGCUCCAUUAUGGUGACGCGGGGCCAGCGACUGGUGCUGGAGUGCGUGGCGAGCGGCAUCCCAACGCCACACGUGACUUGGGCGAAGGACGGCGAGGAUCUGCGCAUCCACAAUAACACCCGAUUCCUGCUCAGUAACCUGUUGAUCGACGCCGCCGCUGAGGGAGACUCGGGAACGUACGCCUGUCGGGCCGAUAACGGCAUCGGCGCCGCGGUCGCCGCUAUUGUGCUCUACGACGUGCAAGUGUUUGAACCUCCUCAAGUUGCCGUCGAGCUUCAACAGCAGGAGGCGGCGUUGGGCGAAACAGUGCGUUUCACCUGCCAGGCGCGUGGCAAGCCCUCCCCUACCGUCACCUGGCUUCACAACGCCGUCCCCCUUUUGCCAUCGCCCCGACAUCGGGUUACGUCGCGGAUGCUGCGCGUCUCCAACGUGGGCCCUCAAGAUGAAGGAUUGUACCAGUGCAUGGCAGAAAACGGGGUUGGCAGCUCACAGGCGUCUGCUAGACUCAUUGCUGUGUCCGCUGGUAUUCCACCCAGAACCAAGCUGCCGACCAUGUUUCGUCCGCUCAGUCCGGAUAAAGUUCUGAGGGAACAGCCGCCCGUCAGACCCGGCUCGUCGGGGGCCAUGUUGCCUUUGGACUGCGCGGCGAUACCGGGUCAAAUUCUACCCGCAGAAGCACCAAUCAUCCUCAGCCAACCUCGCACGGGCAAAGCCGACUACUACGAGCUAACGUGGAGGCCGCGACAUGAACGUGGGGCGCCCGUGUUGGAGUACAUGAUCAAGUACAGAAAGGUUGGAAACCCAUCAGUCGAGUGGACGUCCAGCAGCAUUUCGGGAUCCCUUCACAAACUAACGUUAGCCAAGCUACAACCGGACAGCCUGUACGAAGUAGAAAUGGCCGCCAAGAACUGCGCCGGCUUGGGUCAGCCAGCCAUGAUGACCUUCAGGACGGGAAAAGGUCGUAAAGGCUUAGGCGGUCAUAACGAUUUGCCUAAAACUCCUGCAGUUCCAUCGCCAAGCCUUUCGCCUCCUGAAGCACCGGACAAACCGACUGUUUCCACGGCGACGGAAACAUCGGCGUACGUGACGUGGAUCCCGCGCGGGAACCGCGGCUUCCCUAUCCAGUCCUUCCGCGUAGAAUAUAAGAAGGUGAAAAAAGCCGGGGAGGACUGGGUGACGGCGGUGGAGAACAUCCCACCGUCGCGGCUUUCAGUGGAGAUUACGGGACUGGAAAAAGGGACGUCUUACAAGUUCCGAGUGGUGGCAGUCAACGUGAUCGGGUCCAGCCCGCCGAGCGCCCCAUCGAAGGCUUACACGGUGGUGGGCGGGAGGACCCACGAACGCCCUGUGGACGGACCCUACAUCACCUAUAAUGAAGCCAUCAAUGAGACCACCAUUGUUCUCAAGUGGACGUACACACCAGUGAACAACACCCCCAUCUUCGGCUUCUACAUCUACUACCGUCCGACGGACAGCGAUAACGACAGCGACUACAAGAAGGACGUGGUGGAGGGCAACCGCUACUGGCACUCCAUCAACGACCUGCAGCCCGAGACGGCCUACGACAUCAAGAUGCAGAGCUUCAACGAGAAGGGCGAGAGCGACUUCGGCAACGUGGUCAUCCUGGAGACCAAGGCUCGCCCCCACCACCACCGGCCCGCCCCCUCCGAGGGACCCCGUCACGAGACGGGGCGGGGCUCGAGCGGACCCGUGUCCCGCCCCGGAGACCGGCCUUACCUCAUCGUGCUUGUGGUCCUGGGGGCCUUCGUCUUCAUCAUUGUAGCGUUCAUCCCCUUCUGUCUAUGGAGGGCCUGGGCCAAGCAGAAGCAAACAUCAGAUAUGUGCUUCCCAGCGGUGACCGCCCCGGUAUCGUCGUCGUGCCAGUACACCAUGGUUCCCCUGCAGGGUCUGGCCUUGGUGGGGCACUGCCCUGCCGACGCCCGCCAGCCACUCCCGCACGCUCUUUACCCUCUCGACGGGGACUACGGGCACAAAGCCCGCCACAUACACGAGAGGCCGCCCCUCGACGCACGCACGGAGGCCGACCGCGACGUGGAGCGACACUCGUUGUUAGCGCGCCAACUUGCCGACGAGCACCGUGUAUUUGAAGGGGAUCAAGGUGGUCACGAACAGAAGUCGGUCAACGAAACCUCACGUGACGAAAACGAGGCGGGGGAGGAGCUGUCGCAUAUCACGGUGUCUUUCCCACCCGUCUUAUCGUUAGAAGACGAAGGAAUUUUCACCUCAUCAUCGUCUUCUCCGACACCCGCGCCGCCGCCAUCCCGAGACGUUCACCAAGACGACGUCCCGUCCGCGUAA
Nerophis lumbriciformis (worm pipefish) is the source of this 3039-nucleotide messenger RNA. The record is from RefSeq and is a predicted model, not a curated record. Lineage: Eukaryota; Metazoa; Chordata; Actinopteri; Syngnathiformes; Syngnathidae.